Messenger RNA from Lingula anatina, 4942 nucleotides. RefSeq names its product GATOR2 complex protein WDR59. Gene Ontology annotation, molecular function: protein binding; signaling adaptor activity. NCBI's taxonomy places the organism in Eukaryota, Metazoa, Brachiopoda, Lingulata, Lingulida, Lingulidae. The record is from RefSeq and is a predicted model, not a curated record. Gene Ontology annotation, biological process: positive regulation of TORC1 signaling; cellular response to amino acid starvation. Gene Ontology annotation, cellular component: Seh1-associated complex; vacuolar membrane.
GGCCAUAUUGCGACAGCCGUAGAGCAGUACGUGGCAACUCCAGCUGGAAGAAGAGCGAUAAUGCAAGUAAAGGAAAUAUGUCUCGCUGGAGUAGUGAAUAUGUUGUGGCGGAGUACAGAGAUCUCCAGGCCAACUGUAUGGCUGUGGACUGUCUUGGAGAGCAUGCAGUACUGGCAGGGCGGCGUGUGCUAGCCAUUGUCCCCUUAGACAGACCCAAAGACAGCAUCAAGAAGGUGAACAGGCAGAGUAAGUGGGAAGUCAGCGCGGUCCAGUGGAACCCACACCCCUCUCACGCUCAGAUACUGGUCACUGCAACUAACCAAAGAGUAGAUCUUGUAGCCUGGAUAGAUGGUAAAGGAGUACAGCAGGGUUCACUGAAGGCGCAUACUAGAGUUAUCAGUGAUUUAGACUGGUCCCCCAUUGAGGCCAGCUCUCUGGCCACCUGUUCUGUGGACACCUACACCUUCCUGUGGGACAUCAAUGACCAGAGACGUCCCAUCAAGUCCCUGCAGGCAGUGUCUGGUGCUAACCAGGUGAAGUGGAAUAAAGUCAACGAGCACCUGCUGGCCACCGCACACGAUGGAGACAUCAGACUCUGGGAUACCAGGGACUCUAAGGGUUCUCCAGUUCAGUAUAUAGCAGGACAUCUACAGAAGAUCCAUGGUGUAGACUGGAGUCCCAGCAGUGAGCAUCAUCUGGCCACUUCUAGCCAGGACAGCACUGUGAAGUUCUGGGAUGUAAGGAACCCCAAGAAGACUGAGGCUGUCAUGGCAUCUGGAGCUCCUGUGUGGAGGGCCAGAUAUGCUCCAUUUGGUACUGGCAUGGUGACAGUAGUGGUGCCCCAGCUGAGGAGAGGAGAGAACAGCCUUCUGCUGUGGAAUAUCCGUGACCUGAAACAACCUGUCCACACCUUUGUGGGCCAUACGGACGUAGUGCUGGAGUUCCAGUGGAGGAAACACACUGAAGACGAGCGAGGUGAUUACCAACUCGUAACAUGGUCCAGAGAUCAAAGUCUUAGAAUAUGGACAAUAGAAAGUCAUCUACAGAAGCUUUGCGGUCACCACACUCAGUCAGAUUCCUCUGCUAAAGAUUCCGAGAGCAUCAUCAAUGGAACCACAGAAGACAAAGUUGUAGAUGGACAAGAUGCCCUGGAAAUUAUGGACAAUCAUUUUGGCAGUGGCAAAGAUGAGGAUACAGAUGGAGGAACAAAAGUUGAUGUGAAGAAAAAGUUUGAGGUUGAACCGGUGAAUGAAAGUAUAUUGGCAGACGCCAUCACUCCGCAACAGCCACGAACACUUCAACAGGAGUUUUCAUUGGUUAAUGUGCAUAUACCUAAUGUAACUGUAGAGGAGAUGAAUGCUGAGAGAAGAAUCUGUACCUUCUCUGCGGUUAGUGGUAAACACAUGGUGCGCCUGCUGAUGACAUUCCCACUGAUGUAUCCCAGUAAUGUGGCACCUGCCUUUCUGUUUGAGGAUCCAACCACUAUAGACCAGGACGCACAGAACAAACUGAUUAAGAUCCUGGAUCAAACUUCUAUACAGCAUGUGAAGCAUAAUAGAUCAUGUAUAGAACCAUGCCUAAGACAGCUGAUACAAAGUUUAGACAACCUCACUUUUGUUGACCGCACCACCCCAGACACUGACAUGCCGUACAAUCUGCAGCAGCCUCCACGACCAAUGAAGUUUCUUCCCAUCUAUUCCUACGGCAGCCUGCAGGAUGCCAAUAUUCCUUUCCCAAGAACUUCUGGUGCUAGAUUCUGUGGAACUGAUCACCUAGUCUGCUUUGUCCGCCCCUCUCACAUGCACCGACAGAGGACCAGUGAAAUAACCCCCAGAGCCCUGUCUGCCCUGUCUGCGUACGCCCUGCCCACACAGACAGUGAGGACACCUCAGAGCAACCCAUCAUUUAACAUGAUGUUUGGUCUGGCCAGGUCUCCCCCCACAGACAACAGUGUGUCCAUCAGUAGUUAUUAUACCAAUAAAGACCACAGGAAGAAGCGUGCCCGCAGUAAAUCACGCCUCACAGAGCAGGGGGACAGCAAGCGUGACCAGAAGGCCAGGGUACCAGGAUCACCUCAGAAGAAACAAAAAGAUAAAAGCUCAGAGCCUGUGAUGAUCUAUAACAUCUCUUCUCUCUUGCCUAUCCACAGACAGCUGGCUGAGAAUUAUGUGUUAGACACAGAAGACAUAUGUAAUAUGUGCAAUAAAAAUGCUGCUGCAGCUGCUGCGGUGGGAAGGAGAGACCUUGUGCAGAUGUGGCAGCUGGUCUCCCUGGUCUCUAGUUCCAGUUUGGUUCCCAACCAGAACCCAGAUUCUGAGCCCCCCUGGGCAGUCAGUCCAUUUGGGGGUCAGCUCAUAGACUCUUUGAUAGACCACUACAGCUCUCUGUGUGAUGUGCAGACCCUGGCCAUGUUGUGCUGUGCAUUUGGCCCCAAGGAGGACGCUCAGCAAGUUGUCAAUCUAGCCUCAGCACUGAAUAGAAUACAGAGGUCCACCUCAGACAUCUCUUGUGCCAAUGUUGAUGAUGUUAUUGAAGUGGUUGAUGAAGAAGAUGUAAUGUUUCUGGCACGGAGGCCCAGGAAGUCCUACUCCAAGAAUGAACUUGCAGACUUGCAGUCAGAUUUCUCAUAUUCCCCUGUCCUCAAUGGCUGGAGUAACAUCACUGGUGUCAAAGCAAGGCGUUCUAACAGCUGGUCAGAGUAUGAAGAUGUCAACUACAAGUUUGAGGAGUGGAGAGAUCCAGAUGAACUGGAGAAAGAGAGACAUGAGUGUAAGAUGAGGUUACUGGAUCCCCGUAAAUUGGUCCAGUACGAUUCAUUCAAGGAGAUCUAUGGCAACAUCUUGUACCGCUGGGGGUUGAAGGACAAAAGAGCCAUGGUACUCAAGUACUGCUAUCUGGAGCCCAAACCACACAAGGGACUAUCAUUUGUGACCAUCUGUUUCUACUGCCGUCAGGAGACCCGAGUGGGGCAGUGUGGGACGUGUAAGAACUAUGGUCUGCAGUGCUCUAUAUGUCAUCUGGCAGUGAGAGGGUGCUCUAACUUCUGCCUGACAUGUGGUCAUGGUGGUCACAGCUCUCACAUGAUAGAGUGGUUCCGUACACACACUGUCUGCCCCACUGGGUGUGGCUGCCGAUGUCUGGAGGACAACUGGAUGUCACCAAGCUGAGGAUGUCACCAAGCUGAGGAUGAUGACAAUGAGAUGACAACUCUAUCAGCAUGUCUGUGACCCAUUUUAAAAUGUGUCCACCUGUUUUACAAUUAGCUGAAUGUGAAAUUAGGGAGACAGAUCUUUAAAAAAAACAAUUACAUGCCUGUAUGCCUACAAGCUGAAGAUGGUGACAACUAACUGCACGUUAGUGUCAAGUUUUAAAACUCAUCCAUUGGUUUUAGAACCAAUUGUAUAUGAAUUUUUUUAAAGCUGCUGAUAUAUCUAAACCUACCUACUCAUCCAGGAGAACAACUGGAUAAAGCUGGGCUGUGAAUGAGAAAAAUCCAACCUCAUUUCUGUGACUUAUUUUUAAAAUUGUCAAUUUGUAAAUAAGAGCUAUGGAAUUGAUGAAAAAUGCAGAAAAGCCAUACAAAGGGUAUGAUGGUGAGAAGCUGUGAUGUCACAUAUUUAGAGCAAAUUGGAAUGUGAACUGUGAUGAGAGCCAGUUUCACAAUGAACCUCAUAUUGAGGAGGGUCAGUAGAUCUACCCCCUCCUUCUGUGUUGUUUGAAACUACAUUAUACCAAACACUUGGGAGAUUUAAGAGACAAAGUGAAGGAUGUAAAACAGCCCUCUGUAUUAUAUGCCUAAAUGGACAGGAGAAAGUACUGUUUACCCCAGGAAAAUUGUAUUUGUAUUAAUAUUUCAUGGGAAAAUCCUACAUUGUGUACCUUUCAAUCUCCCUUCUGUUUUCCUGUUUAGUUACAUUAAAAGCUUAUUUGUGAACCAUUUAGAUGCAAAUUAUAAAAGGUUGGUGUCAAAGUAAAACAAUACGCAUUCAUGUUAAGAGUCAUACCAUGAUCACAGACUAUAACUCAUUUCACAGGACACUUUACCACAAGAAACUGAAAAGAAAAACCAAUAUGUUUUGGUAACUGCUGAAUUAUAAUUGUUUUCAUUUUGAACAUAAUGAAAGAAAACGCAUGUACAGGUAGUAUGCAUUUGACUUUUUAUAGUGCUUGGACUUUUUAUUACAAAAUUUGAUUUGGUUAAAGACACGCAUGAUGGUUUUUUUUAUUUGAUAUAAGCUUAUUGUUUGAAAAUUACUUUGUUCUCAAAUUUUGAAGGAGAAUUAAUCUGAAUGUUAAGUUGCAGCACAUAAUGGAAAAAGUGGGCCGUACAUUUAGUUAUUAGUUUCAUUGAUAAAAUUCAUCAGUCACCUUAUCAUGCUCAUUGCACAGUGUUGGUUGUAAUUAGAAAUGUAAAGAUAUUUAUUAUGCUAAUGAGCUGGUCUCAUUUCUGUAAAGAUCUAAGAGUUGUAACUUAGGUGGUGAAGGUUUAGUUUUAGUGAGACAGUUUGUCUCUUGCAUGCUAAGAAAUAGUGACUUGAUAUUUCAAAACUUAAAGAAUGUACUUGUAAGUUAAUGACCAGGCACAGUUUCUCUGGACAUUUGACCUUCACCUGAGAACAUUAACACAAUAUAAGGAAAAACCAACUUAUUUAUUAUAAUCAAACUUACUAGAAUGAUUCCUAUGACUAAAGCACAGCUCUUCUAAUAGUUUAAAAAUUAUCUGGAUUUAUAGGUUAUACGUUUUUAAAAAUUUUAUUUCAUUUUACAAAUUCCUGUUUUCAUGUAACUGAAUUUCUCUGGUUGGGAAAACCUGAGCUUGUUACAUUUGCUGAAUAUCUACAGCAGCAAUACAUGGUUAAAAAUUGGUGAUGAUUAUGCUGUUAAGCAUUAUGGAAUAUUGCAUCAAAAUUGAAAAAUAAUUGUUCACUGUCAUCAUAAAUAC